This is a messenger RNA of Lactuca virosa, 1038 nucleotides long. The record is from the annotation of a GenBank genome assembly. Lineage: Eukaryota; Viridiplantae; Streptophyta; Magnoliopsida; Asterales; Asteraceae.
AUGCACUUCACCUCUAUAAAAAACCAAACUUCAAAAGAACCCAAGAUGAGAAGAAACUUACUCAAGUUGAGGGAGAAAAUUAUGUUUUGCUCCUCAACGAUCGAAGAAAACGACUAUGUAAAAAUGCGAGUUGUCCAUGGUGCACGCCGACGACUCGUUUCUUUGAAUCCGACAUACCUGGGAGGCUACGACGACUUCUCCGGCUCCACAGCGACGACUUCUCCGGCUACACAGGGAAUGACAACUUUUCUCUCAUCAAAGAUCCGCCCACCUCUAAUUUUCAAUUCAAUCACACCAGAAAAGGAAAAUAAACAUAAACCACUGUCCACCUGUCACAUUGUUUGUAAAGAUACAUGGUCUAACAGGCGGCAUGUCUUAGCAAGUGGCGGUGUUUCAAUCUUAGCAUUCAACUAUGGAUUGCCACUAGCUUGGGCUGAAAAUGAGCAAGAGGAGAAAGAUGAAAGUUUAGUAGGGGCAUUUAAGUCAUUAUUUGACCCUAAUGAGAAGACAAAAUCUGGGAAAGUGUUGCCAAAGGCGUACUUGAAUUCAGCACGAGAAGUAGUGAAGACUUUAAGGGAAUCAUUAAAUGAAGAUCCGAAUGACAUGGCAAAAUUUAGACGCACUGCAGAUGCAGCUAAGGAAUCCAUACGCGAGUAUCUAGGCAGUUGGAGAGGAGAGAAAACAGUAAUCAAUGAGGAAUCAUAUGUUGUGAUUGUGAAAGCAAUUAGAGCACUGGCAAGUUUCUACUCAAAGGCGGGCCCAUCUGCUCCCCUUCCGGAAGCAGUCAAGUCAGAAAUCAUGAGUAAUCUUGAUACAGCAGACAAGUUUUUGUAAGCCUUCAUUUUGGGUCUUACAAGUACAACAAUUUAGCAUUCUAUUGAAUUUUACUAAUAUUUUGUAAGGUAGAAGACAGAGAAGCACAAUGUACUUUUCUCAUUUUAUCAUUUUAGUCAUGUUAUGUAUCUAUUUUUUAUAGUGAUGUUAAAAAUUCCGAGUUGAACAUUAUAUACAAUUCAUAUUUUUCUUGUGACCGAACAA